This is a messenger RNA of Scleropages formosus (Asian bonytongue), 1358 nucleotides long. RefSeq names its product protein lin-7 homolog A. Lineage: Eukaryota; Metazoa; Chordata; Actinopteri; Osteoglossiformes; Osteoglossidae. The transcript is spliced from 6 exons. The record is from RefSeq and is a predicted model, not a curated record. The coding region runs from base 155 to 808 and encodes 217 amino acids. Gene Ontology annotation, molecular function: protein binding.
GAGGCUCUCGCCGGAUUCCAGGGCUGGACCCUCCACCUCAUCUCUCCAUAAUCUUCCUCCACCACCACCACCACCUCCUCCUCCUCAUCACCAUCAUCAUCAUCAUCUCCCCUCCAUCUCUCCGUCACACAGAGGAGCAGCGCGAGCAGCAGCCAUGGCGACCGUGGUCCAGCCGCUCACCCUGGAUCGAGAUGUGGCCAGAGCCAUUGAGCUGCUGGAGAAGCUGCAGGAGUCCGGCGAUGUCCCCGUGCAGAAGCUGCAGUCCUUGAAGAAGGUGCUGCAGAGCGAGUUCUGUACUGCCAUCAGAGAGGUGUACCAGUACAUGCAUGAAACAAUUACGGUAAACGGCUGUCCGGAGUACCAGGCACGUGCCACGGCCAAGGCCACAGUGGCUGCCUUUGCUGCCAGCGAGGGUCACUCACACCCCCGGGUGGUGGAGCUGCCUAAGACAGAGGAGGGGCUUGGCUUCAACGUCAUGGGCGGCAAGGAGCAGAACUCACCCAUCUACAUCUCUCGCAUCAUCCCUGGGGGCGUUGCUGAGAGGCACGGUGGCUUAAAGCGGGGAGACCAGCUGCUGUCCGUCAACGGCGUGAGCGUCGAGGGCGAGCACCACGAGCGAGCGGUGGAGCUGCUGAAGGCAGCCAAGGACAGCGUGAAGCUGGUGGUUCGCUACACGCCCAAGGUCCUGGAGGAGAUGGAGGCCCGCUUUGAGAAGCUGCGCACGGCACGCCGCCGCCAGCAACAGCAGCUGCUCCUGCAGCAGCAGCAGCAGCAGAAUCCGGCUGCUCAGCACAACCACACGUCGUAGGAAGAAAAACUAGAGGACCGCGAGCCGGUGGUUGAUCGAACAUCCGUCCCCGAUUUGGCAGAAACCACCAAACAGGAAAGAAGUCAGUCCCAUUCUCUAACGUGGCCCCGUGUAGAACCGUUGUCAUCAUCGAUGUCGUCCAACAAAAAACCCGAUGGUGUGCGUUCUUUAAUGUACGCGUUGGUGCUCGAACAACAUCCACGGUCAGACAGUAGUCAGAUCCGCACUGAACAAAUAUCUGAUUUGAGCUACGCGUCGAUCCCAACUCUUCAUUCCACCAUUGGCCAACGUUCGUUUUUUUCGGUUUCCUCCGUUUCUCGAUCGUCUUCUUCGGUUCUUCAGAGGAUUUUUUUUUUUCGCCUUCACUCAGGUCUGAAAAUUCCGACCGCGAAAUCCGCGUCUUGCGCGAACGGUCGGCGGUUUCUGGCUCCGAACAUUCGGUCCAUAUUUCGACGUACAUUUUUUUUUUUUUUCGCGCCAGUGUAUCGUAGCACAAAGAAUGAGCAAUAACCGUCUCCUUGUUAAAACGCAACGGACGACACGGGGGCGA